GCUCUCUCAGUCUCUGUCUCUCUCAAUAACUCUGAUCUGAUCUGAGUUUCAAUUCAGAAACAAUAUUUUCUCUGCUCUACUUCAUAAAUUUUUCAACAACUCAGAUCUCUCAUCUCUCCCAACUUUCAUUUCAUCUCUGAUCUGCUCGCUCAGUAACUCUCGUCUCAUCUGAGUUUCAAUUCAGAAUCACCGGACCUGAUCAGAUUAGUUGAAGUUGGCAUAUACUUAAUUUUCUCUGCUCUGCUCUAAGCUACUCCAUAAAUUCAACAACUAACUCCAUCUCCACCCUCAUUAACCUAAGAAACACUUUAGAGAAGUUCAAUGGCUUUUGAUGCUGUAACCACUCUAAUCCAAGUAGUAGAGGCUGCAGAGCAAGACAUUAUGGAGCCCAAACUACUUUCAAUUUUGUGUCCUGGAGGAUUAAUGAUGGUGCCACUGCUUGAAACGAUUGAGUUGCUGUCUUACAAUCUCCAUUUUCUGCAAGCUUUUCUGGUGGAAUGUAAGGCGAAAAUGAAUGACAGGGACAACAGGGCUCGGAGACUGUAUACAGAUGUCCAAGAUGAAGUUGCUAGAAUAUAUUACAAGUACGAAAUAAACUCUUCACGGAUACUAUUAUAUUCGGGUGAGUACGGGGGAAUGAAUGCUGCACUUAAGCCUUGUGAAGAUAUUCAUUAUCUCUUGAAAAUUAUAGUAAGAGAUAUUGAGGAAGUUAAAGACCGGAUCCUGGAGGAAAAAAAAAGAGCUGCUUUAAAGGCUGAGGUACAGAACAUAACAAUUUGGGAUACCUACCAAAGUGCUUUAGUGAUUGAGAAUGAAGUGAUUGUAGGAUUUGACAGUGAUAUUGAGAAGAUAGUUAACCGGCUCUGUUAUUCAUACAUGAUGAGAUCAGUUUUCACCAUUAUGAGCAAUAGUAACAUUGACAAAUUUCAAAGAUAUGUUAAAAACCUAGUGCUGAAACUACAAGUUAUCCCACUCGUCGGGGAAGGAGGCAUUGGAAAAACUACAUUAGCCAAAAGAGUCUAUGGACAUCCAAUUACUAUUGCUAGCUUUCACAUUCGAGCAUGGGUAGUUGUGUCUAAAGUUCAUAACCUCAAAGAGAUGCUCAUUGGUCUAUUACGUUGUAUUUCACCAAUCACUAGUGAAAUCUACAACAUAGACGAGGCUCAGAUAGCUGAAAAAUUAAACACAAGUUUGAUGGGCCAGAAGUAUUUAAUUUUCUUGGAUGAUAUAUGGACCACUGCUGCAUGGGAUGCCAUCCAAGGAUAUUUUCCAGAGAAUUUUAAUGGAAGCCGAAUCUUAGUAACUACUCGGUUCAAAGAGGUGGCUGAAUACUUAAGUACGAAUCCCUACCAAGUGAAGUAUCAAACUUUUUCGGAUCGUUGGGAAUUAUUUUCAAGGAAAGUGUUUGGGCAAAGCCAAUAUGUUCCCCGUGAAUAUGAGCCAAUUGGAGAACGCAUUGUUCUUGGUUGUGGUGGAUUACCCCUAGUAGUUGUUUUAAUUUCCGGACUUUUGGCGACAGCAAAAGGGUCUAUAGAAAUAUGGAGAGAUGUUGCCCGAACUUUGGAUGGAGUUGGUAGAUAUGAUAAUAACAAAAGAAUUUCAAAAAUAGUUUCAUUAAGCUACAAGUACUUACCUAAUCAUUUGAAGGCUUGCUUUAAGUAUUUUGGUGUGUUUCCAGAAGACAGUGACAUUCCUGUUAAGAAAUUAAUCAACUUAUGGGUUGCAGAGGGAUUUAUAAAGCCACAUAACAAUAUGAGUUUGGAAGAAGUGGGAGAGAGUUACUUGCAUGAUCUCAUUAAUAGAAAUCUAGUUCAAAUUAAUGAGCUAAGUAUUGAUGGCAAAGUUAAAUUAUGUAACAUUCAUGAUCGAGUGCACGAGGUUUGUGUGAGAGAAGCAAUUAAUGGGAAUACAUUGUGCAUUAUCAAUGACAACCAUGCUCCAAAGGCUAGUCAUUGGUUAAGCUGUCAAACAAGUCAUUGGCCAAUCACUCGAGCCAGUUAUGGGAAUUGCAGUCCUGAUGAAAUCCAUUCUGUUCUCUGCUUUGGUAGAGAUGUAUACCAUUCAAAAUGCAGGUUGGUAUACCCAUGUUUGAAAUUGCUAAGAGUACUGGAUUUAUCAUUAGUUAAAUGGUCACAAGGCAUGCCUCGUGAAAUAACAGACUUGGUUCAUUUGAGAUACUUGGCUUUAAGUACCAUUGGUUCUCUUUACAAGCUUCGAUUUUUCAAUCUUAAAAAUUUGCGAACUCUCAUAGUUACUUCAUGGAUCGAAAAAUAUCCUUUGCAACUGCCAUGUGAUAUUUUGGAUUUGCCACAGUUGAGGUAUUUGCAUGUUGACAAGAAAUGUUCACAAUAUCUCCCUUGCUUAGUGAAAAAAGAUCUUCAAACUCUUUAUUGGUUGAAAGUUGCUAGCGCCGACAAAGAACCAGACUUCAGAAUGGUUCCAAACCUAAAGGAACUUGGGAUUUACAUUGAAGGCCAAUUGGCACCUAGCUAUCUAGGGAGCCUUGUGUAUUUACAUAUACUUGAGAAGUUGAAGUUUGAAGUAGGAAGAGUCGAGCGCUUUUAUCUUCCAAUUGGUUUUCCACCAAACCUUAAGAAGUUGACAUUUUGCUAUACUUAUCUUCCAUGGAAAGAGAUGGACACAAUUGGCAAGUUGCCACACCUUCAGGUGCUUAAACUAAAAGAUUUCGCCUUUUGUGGCUCAACGUGGGAACCAUUGAAGCAUGGCUUUCGGGAAUUAAAGGCACUUCUCAUUUCACGUUCAAAUCUCAAACAUUGGAAUGCAAGUUCUAAUGAUUUCCCAGUUUUGGAGCGCCUAGUCUUAAGAUAUUGUUGGGAAUUGAAACAAGUUCCACUGAAGUUUGCAAAAAUUGGAACACUGAAGUUAAUUGUGUUAGAAUGUUGUUAUUCUUCUCUUGUGACUUCUGCAAACAAGUUACUGUUCGAGGGAAUGGAUGAUUGUCCACUUCGUGUUUGUAAAGUUGGAACUAAGGUUGAAUUGCCAAAUAAUCAAAGCUCUAAAGAAGAAUGUGUGAAAAGCUCUAAGGUUGAAUUGCCAAAUAAUGAAAGCUUUGAAGAAGAAAAGGUGGAAAGCUCUAAAGAAGAAUGUGUGGAAAGCUCUAAGGUUGAAUUGCGAAAUAAUGAAAGCUUUGAAGAAGAAAGUGUGGAAAGCUCUAAAGAAGAAUGUGUCAAAAGCUUUAUGGUUGAAUUGCCAAAUUAUGAAUGCUUUGAAAGAGAAAGUGAUGAAAGCUCUGAAGAAGAAAGUGAUUACAGCUCCGAAGAAGAAUGUGUUGGAAGAUCUAAGGUUGAAAGCUCUGAAGAAGAUAGUAUGAAAAGCUCUAAAGAAGAAAGUGUGAAAAGUUGUAAGCAACCAAGUAUGGAAAGCUCUAAAGAAGAAAGAUCGAAAAGCUCUAAAGAAGAAAGUGUGGGAAGGUCUAAAGAACUAAAGUGUUGUUUGGUUGGGGACUUUUGCACCCUACUAUGGGUUUUGAUACUCAUUACCAUGUGUGUUGGUCUACUUUUGUUAAUUUUGGGCUUAAUUUGAAGUUAUGAAAGCCAAGGUUCUCUGAUCUGUUGCUUUCAUGAGUUCAUUGCUGAGCCAGUCCAAUCCAGCAGAUUGAAGAAAGAUGUUCAUCAUCUCGCUUUCGGGAGUAAAUCUUGAAUUUUCAUCUCAUCUGAGUCAUGAAGAAGAAAUUAAAGGCCAAAAGCUUCAAGGAAGAAAGUGAUGAAUGCUUUGAAGAAGCAAGUAAUGAAAUCUUUGAGAAGAGAAGAAUUAAAGAAAGCCAAGGUUCAGCAAUUAUCUGCAGGAGAAUAGAAAUCGCCUUAGGAAACGUGUGCUUCCAUGUAUUCACUUGAUUGCUCUACACAUUGUUGUGCAGGCGAACAUUCACCUCGUUAUUGUUUGUAUCUCCCAGAAACUCUGUUACCAUAGGUAUCUCUUCCCACUCCUCUUUUCGUAGUCCCCUCAAAUGCUGAGCACAAGACAUUUUGUCGGGAUGGUGAGUCGAACAUAAGGAAUGACUAAAUAACAGUCAGCAGAUGAAAUCUUGUCGGAGUUUAAUUACCUGACGAAAAUUGGAAAGAAUUUUCUUCCCGUCGUCACUAAGAGGCUGCAGCAACUGCUCGAAAUGAUGAUGACUGAUGCGGAUGACCUGAGAAAGCCUCUUGCUUCGCACUGUGAAUGGCUGCGGGAUAUUAAAUAUCACUCCCAGUUCCCCAGCCAUUUCUGGAGGUCCCAGUUUCGACAGGAACUGUUUACAUCAGUUUGUAUAUUUGUAAAAGGUUGUAAGGAUACUAUGUUGCAGAAGUAGAAGGGAACGAGGAGAGAAGAAACAAUACAAACCACUGCACCAGAUACAAUGACAUAGAAAUCCGUUGGUAUUUCGUUUUGGAUAAUGAUAUCAACUUUGGGUGGAAAGUAUUCCGCUUUUAGUUCAGAUACCUGUGUAACAACCAUAAAAACACCUAUGUUGUUACCAUAAUUUUGCAGAUCAAGAUUUGGAACAAGGAUGAAGUCCAUGAAUGCUAGUCUGAUGAAGAUGGUAAAAAAACUAAACAUGUUACCAACUGAAGAAUGAAGUCCUUAGAUACACCCUUGAAGAGUGUCAUAUGGGCCAGCAUUUGUUCUUUCAGCCCUUCUGGGAGUCGAUUCUUGCUCGCGUAUCGCAGUAUAUUGUUGAUGGCAUCUCUCUGCACAAAAAACAACCAACUAUUAGAGCAAGAUUCCACCAUCCUGUCCGCACGGGUAGCUCAGUUGGUUCUUAGGUGGUAGAUUGUAGACAUAACCAAUUAUUAGAGCAACACUCCACCAUCAUAUAUGUCCUCACGGGUAGCUCAGUUGGUUCUUAGGUGUUAGAUUGUAGACAAGGAAGUGGCUCCUUGCGGACACUAAACCUGGGCCCUCCCACAUAGGAUUGAGCCCUAGCAGUUGCAAGUGGGGCCGUGGGGGAGUUUCACCCUCUUGUAGAGUGGCUCCGUUUGGACACCAGGCAUUGGUCCUUCCACCUAAUAGAUUGCUGAGUCACGAUUGUUGAAUCACUUUGAUUUACACAUCCACACUCCUGUGCUGGGGUGUGGGAACCUAUGGGGCGAGAGUUUUUGUCUUUUAUGGGCAAGGGCAAGACUCCACCCACCAUCAUGCAGGAAUGGGCUAGUAACAUGUUUGCAACCGUCAUUAUUAUGUGGACUAUGGUAUUAAAAAUGUACAUUCGGUAUAAAAAUAAUGUACUUUUAGUAUAUUAAAAAUGUACAUUGUAUUCAAGGGAUAUACAUCAUUUAUGUACUGAUAUAAUGUACAUUCAGUAUACAAAUAAUGUAUAUUUGGUAUAUUAAAAAUGUACUUUUUGUUAUGGUC
Molecule: messenger RNA, 5352 nt
Organism: Ipomoea triloba (trilobed morning glory)
Lineage: Eukaryota; Viridiplantae; Streptophyta; Magnoliopsida; Solanales; Convolvulaceae
Product: putative late blight resistance protein homolog R1C-3
Exons: 11
Coding region: 322-3543 (1073 amino acids)
Biological process (GO): defense response to other organism
Molecular function (GO): ADP binding
Source: RefSeq, a predicted model, not a curated record